Molecule: messenger RNA, 603 nt
Organism: Raphanus sativus (radish)
Lineage: Eukaryota; Viridiplantae; Streptophyta; Magnoliopsida; Brassicales; Brassicaceae
Exons: 1
Coding region: 1-603 (200 amino acids)
Source: RefSeq, a predicted model, not a curated record
AUGUGUCUUUGGAGAGGGAAGUCGGGAUACAAACCAAAAUUCACUACCAAGGAGACUUGGCUCAACUUAAGACCAACUAGUAUGCAGCAAGUGUGGACGCGAGGUGUCUGGUUUCCUAUGGCGACUCCGAGAUUUGCUUUCAUAGUGUGGUUGGCUAUGCAGAAUAGAUUAUCAACUAUGGAUAGAAUCUCUGUGUGGGAUAGGGGAGUGGAUACAACUUGUGUUCUAUGCAAAUUGGAAGCUGAAUCUCGCGACCAUUUGUUCUUUAAAUGUGUAUACUCUGCUCAGCUUUGGAAGUCACUAGUGAAAGGUAUGCUUGGUAAUACAUAUUCAGAAGACUGGGGUUUGAUUGUGCAGAAAGUUUCAAAUGGUGGUUGUGAUAAGAAGCUAUUGUUCUGCCUUAGAUAUGCUUUUCACGCAGCUGUCUAUGGCAUUUGGAGGGAGAGAAACAAAGUUAGGCAUGGAGAGAGUGUGUUGCCUGUGGAAACAAUCAUAAAGCUCACGGAUAAAAAAGUCAGAAACAAGCUUAGUCUUGUUAAAAUGAAGAGGAAGAAGGGCAUGGAAGAUAUAUUAAGCUAUUGGUUUCAAACAAGAAGUAGUUGA